Messenger RNA from Talaromyces stipitatus ATCC 10500, 198 nucleotides. RefSeq lists its product as uncharacterized. Lineage: Eukaryota; Fungi; Ascomycota; Eurotiomycetes; Eurotiales; Trichocomaceae. The record is from RefSeq and is a predicted model, not a curated record. The transcript has 2 exons. Bases 1 to 198 code for a protein of 65 amino acids.
AUGCUCAAGAAUUCUUCGACGGCACUUUCUUCAACACAGAAGUCCCGAAGCUUGGAGGACACAAUCCCAUUCCUAGAAGAGAAUGAAAGAGAGAAUUUCCUAUCUUUUGUUGGACAAAUAGUCACCUGGCUCCCGGAGAAGAGGCAGACAGCUCGCGAACUAAUGGACCAUCCGUUUCUCAAACUUGAGGGUCGAUAA